Suillus subalutaceus is the source of this 1095-nucleotide messenger RNA. RefSeq lists its product as uncharacterized. The coding region runs from base 80 to 910 and encodes 276 amino acids. NCBI's taxonomy places the organism in Eukaryota, Fungi, Basidiomycota, Agaricomycetes, Boletales, Suillaceae. The transcript has 5 exons. The record is from RefSeq and is a predicted model, not a curated record.
GUCGUGGCCGCGAACUCCGACCAAUUUUGAAACUACCCUCACUCACAACCAACCAUCGAUAUAUCUACACUCAUCAACAAUGGCACAUACGGGCUCUCACAAUGGUGUCUCUCCAGUACACCACCAUCCCGACUUUUAUCUGAAAGAUGGUAAUAUCACAUUCAUCGUACGCCACACCUAUUUUAUGUCUCGCUCACUUUUCGAGUGCGAGUCACAAUUUUUCGUGAAGGAGUUUGCAAAAGCUCCCAGGGAGGGAACUUCCGAUUCUACCGCAUUUCGACUUGAUCAAGUAACCAUCGCUGACUUUGCGAAUUUUUUAUGGGUCUGGUAUAGUCAGUCGUACAGGCGCGAAAGAAAGCCAAAAGAGUAUUGGCUCACCAUACUGGAGCUCUCGACCGUCUGGCAAUUCCCAGAAAUGAAGAAGCUAGCCAUCGAUGAGCUCCAGAGCUUCGACAUCGAACCCGUCGAAAAAAUUACCACGUACGACAGAUACCAGAUCGAUAGAUCGCUGCUAUUGCCUGCAUACAAGCUCCUAUGCAAGCGGGCGGGCCGAAUGUCCAUCGAGGAGGGUGAACAACUAAAAUUGCACACUGUCCUCGGCAUACAAGAGGCCCGUGAGCGUGCCAUAAGGAGCGCAGCGGAGAGCGGGUGCCGUAGCCCGACCUCCGCUGAUGUUGGCGACGAGGAGUUGGACAAGAUCUUGAUUGAUGUAUUCAGUCUCAAAGGUCACAACGCUAACAGACAGGGCGCGCAGCCGCAGGCAAAACCAGACCCAGUGCCAACCAUCAAGACUCCGACUCCGACUCCGAAUGUGAAUGGAACCAAUAAGUCGUCCGCAUCGGGUUCGUCUUCUCAGAAUCCGAAAGAUAACAAUAAAACUACAGGAUCGGUAUGUAACCCGAUUGACUAAGUGAAAAAAUGAGAGACCAAUUGACGGAUGGCGAAGGUUGCUCGGCUGUCCGCUCCACAAAAUUCACGACAGAGCAGAGAGUGGAGCGUGCUCUGGUUUAUUUGUCCAUUCCAACAUUCGUCAAGUCUGUUAUCGCAGCAGUAUUCAUGUACGUUAUCCAAUUUGUAUGAUACCUUAGUCUCUGG